AUGUGGUCUUCGGAUGAAUAUAAGGAAAUGGCAAUCCCCGAAGUGGACUUCAUGGAGUCUCUUGUGACAAGCGAAUUCUCCAGCCAGCUUGACGCUGCCCUCGAAGCUCUCGAAUCAGUGAUCACUUUACCCACGAUGUCAUAUCGUGCUCAACGAUCUGCCAAACCGAUCGGACGUCGUCCUGGACCGAAGAUACCAUGCGAUGACUGUAUAGUCAAGGCUAGCCAGCGUAGCAAGAAACUUCCCAACCUCGAACUCUGUGACGAUUGCUCUAGAGGGGCAUUGCGCCCCAAGAAACACAAGCGACUGACGCAGAGAACUCCUCACAUUCGAACAGCGGCUUCGCCAACCGCUGAUGACGCACCAGCAGCUCGAGAAUUGUGGUGGAGCAGCAAUCAGCUUGAGCAACAUGCUUUACAGUUCUUUGUUUCAAAUAGUGCACCACAGCUGGCGGGAUACUUCGACUCCUCGUUCUGGCAGCGGACGGUACUGCAGGCAGCUCGCCACGAACCAGCUGUCAAGCAUGCACUUGCUGCUAUUGGAGCGUUGCAUGAGAAGCUACUCCUUGGAGCGAUUGAAUAUGAUGCCGACUUGCAAGAUGAGAGGGCGAAGUUUGCGCUCGAGCAAUGCAAUAAAAGUAUAACACACCUAGUCGACCCCCUCGUAGCUGACGCAGUACCAAACCUGAAGCUGCUACUGACGACAUGCAUCCUUUUCACUUGCUUUGAAGCCUUGCAAGGCCACUGCGAGCAGGCGAUAUUGCACGCAACCCAAGGCUAUGGUAUUCUACAGCAAUGUGCUGCUAGUGGUAAAGAGGAUAUGAAAGCCUUCGCAGUCGAGCUUGAACAACUCACCAUACUCAUGCGGAGACUUCAGACGCAGUCGAAAGGUUUAAUGGCGAAGACUAUCAAUAUCGUACCAGACCCGGCAGCCAUCAAUACUCGGAGACCAACAGAUUUCGAAUCGAUGCGUGAGGCAAGAGAAGGACUAGAGCUCGUUCUCAACCAGUUGACCGUGUAUAUUAUGGAUCUGGAGCUUGACGACAAUUACUACGACAUGGCUGUGAGCAAUGCAGAGAAAGAGUUACUGUUCGGACCAUGGCUGGCAGACUGGGAGAAAGCAUUCUCAGCAUACCUUGUCAAUCACCAAAACGAGUUCACGCCUAUUGAACGCAAAGGCGCGAUGAUUCUGAAAGCACAUCAUGUCUUUACAGAGAUCCUAGCAGAGCUGGAUCUGUCUCUUGGCGAACUUGGAUGGGAUGUCUUCCUUCCAAAGUUCAAGGCCAUCGUAGAUCUGGCAGAAGCAGCUCUCGAAGACAGCAAGAUUGGCGAUUUGUCGACGAUCGAAGCUAGGUGGAAGACCAGUGGCGUCUUUAUCUCUUCGCCAGCAGCCUCAUUGUCCUUCACACUGGGAAUUGUCGAUCCGCUGUACGAAUUCAUCAUUCGUAUCGAGGAAGACGGGCCAGGUACUCCUCCCAAGACGGCAGCAGAUAUUCCUGUUGAAGACAGGGUAUCAUCAGCUUGGUUCGAUUUCUCAGACAAAUCGACUGCAGAAGCAGCAAGAGGGACAAUAGCGUAUGUCAAGACUGGAUCGCAAGCAAAGACUGUCAUGGCUCCACACACGGGCGUAUUCGAGCAAGAAUAG
Molecule: messenger RNA, 1644 nt
Organism: Recurvomyces mirabilis
Lineage: Eukaryota; Fungi; Ascomycota; Dothideomycetes; Mycosphaerellales; Teratosphaeriaceae
Exons: 3
Coding region: 1-1644 (547 amino acids)
Source: RefSeq, a predicted model, not a curated record